This is a messenger RNA of Notodromas monacha, 2069 nucleotides long. The record is from the annotation of a GenBank genome assembly. NCBI's taxonomy places the organism in Eukaryota, Metazoa, Arthropoda, Ostracoda, Podocopida, Cyprididae.
GAAUAAUGGCGUUGAUCAGAUUUUUUUGUUUGAUCGCAAUUGUGUCGCUCGGCGGACUACUCCCAGUUAUUCAGGCAGAUGAAACCCUCUCAACUUCUGAGGGAACUCCACCGACAUACGAAACUUAUGAACCAGGCGUGAAGAUAACACAUGGAUCAGGUAGCAGCGUAGAUGAUGACGAUGAUGUUUCUGAACAAACGAUUCAGGAAGAUCCCCAAAUUACAAAUAAUGCUGCUUCGAAAAGCACGGAUGGCGGAAAUGAUGCGGACGCGAGUGAGGAAAACACGACGAAGAAGGGUGAUUCAUCCACAAUGCCUCCAGUUUUGUCAUUGUCUUCGAUUUUGCCCAUGGAAUCCAGUCAAAAUGGCAAGACUGAGGGACCUAAUCAAGGAGGGACUGAGGGACUUACUGAAGGAAGAGGACCUACCGAAGGAAAAGAACCUACGGAAGGAGAAGGACAUACCGAAGGAAAAGAACCUACCGAAGGAAAAGUACCUACCGAAGGAGGAGGACCUAACGAAGUGGGAGUUACGAACAAUGUAACUAUCGUUAACAAUGGAAGUUCUAACCAUGAAGGAGGACCUAACGAAGUGGGAGUUACGAACAAUGUAACUAUCGUUAACAAUGGAAGUUCUAACCAUGGAGGAGGACCUAACCAAGGAGGCGGUCCUAAUAACGGAGGAGGAGGAGGACCCAACCAAGGAGGCGGUCCCGACAACGGAGGAGGAGGAGGACCCAACCAAGGUGGAGGCCAUGGUCAGGGAGGAUCGGGCGGAGAACACGGUGGUCAUCACCACCACCACCACCACCAUCAGAACGGAAAUGAAGCAACUAAAGUAAAAUUACUCCCAAGUGGACCAAAUGCUGGCGACACUGUUCUUCCCAGUUGCGAUGAUUGCACCUCGUCAGAAAUUGCCCUCAACGUUCCAUUUUCCCUCGGAGGCAUUCCGUGGAGAAAGGCUUACAUCGCGACAAAUGGUAUCAUUUCAUUUGAGAGGAAGGUUCGUUGGUACGCCCCUUCUUGUUAUCCGCGGACGAGCACCGCAGUGGCGCCGUUUUGGUCGGACGCCGACACGAGACACGGAGGUUACGUGAGUUAUCGGCAGACCCAGGAUCCGAGGAUCAUGCGUCGCAUUCAGGAAGAUGUCUCCAAGUACUACCCAAGGUCCGAAGUACCGGAACCGAGGUCUGCUCUUAUUGUUACUUGGUCUCAGGUCCAACCCUUCGGGUCCAAAAGAACAUUGAAGAACACUUUCCAAGCUAUCCUUGUGUCAGUUGAUCGUCACAAUUCGUUCGUCAUCUUGAACUACGACAAUUUGCAAUGGAUUUCCGGUGCGAACAACAGAAGAAAGCCGGCAUUUGCUGGUCUAAUAUUCCCAGGAUACGAUUCGGAUGGAGGUGACCUCGACCACGUUCUUCUUCCACUUUCCUGCUCAACAAUUGCCAAUUUUCUGAGUAUAUUCACAAACACGGACAAGAUAGGAAAAUAUGUUUAUUGGCCAACUAAAAACAGGGUGAAAGUGAGCCCCGAGAAUAACGAAGGAAUACCCGACUUUUUCAUGCCUUUCGGACGGCAAACCGCGGACGAGAAACUGGCUGGUGGCUGUAGAGGAGAUUGCGUCUCUGACGAAAUAGAGUUUUCAGUCUAUUUCGUAUUCGGUAGCGCAUUGGUGGAUGACGUCUACAUUCACAAAGAUGGCAAAGUCGUGUUCCCCAUUGAACACGAGCCCCGUUGCGGAGACCACGACAGGAAAUUAUUCAAAAGAUCGGCUUCUUCUUCCGGCACUCGUGGUGGACGUCAAUCACGACAUGAGGAUGAUGGAGACGAUGACGGAUACGUUGGGUGGAGGGAAAUUAGGAACCACGCUUUACUGCAUAAACUGAGGCAUCAAAUUGCUCGUGGGUUGAGGGGACAGCCUGAGGGCAGAAUGAGGGACCGAGUUGGGGAAAUCGUCUGGGCUUUCGUCAUCACCUGGUACAAUGUGAAAACGGAUCAUCACAACCGCUCUGAUGACGAUGAACGCAGGACUGCCCAACUGGUGUGUUAAAUGAGGCGAAAAUAAUUUUUU